AUGGAUUUUGUCCUGUUUCUAUAUCAUUUCACUCUGUUCCUGUGGUGUAUGAAUAGUGCAAUGCUAGCAGCACCAUCCGAAGCAGUACCCUUAUUAGCAAAGCCUAAUUGUCAAUCGCGCUGCGGCGACGUGGAGAUCCCAUACCCUUUUGGAAUUGGAGCAGGUUGCUACAUUGAUGACUGGUUUCAAAUAACAUGUUUCAACUCAACCAAACCGUUCUUGAACAUCAUCAAUCUAGAGGUGCUGGAAAUUUCUGUUAAAGGUACACUAAAUGUAGCAAACCCAAUUACCUUCUCAUCCAACUGCAAUACUAACAAGCCAAAUCUCCAAGCGGCCAACUUGGAGGGAAGCCCUUUUGUGUUCUCCCAGAAGAACAUAUUCACCGCAAUGGGUUGCGGCAUUAUGGCCACGAUCACCUCAGACUCAAAUGGCUCUACCAUUUCAGCCGGUUGCAGGCCCGAAUGUGACAACUUUUCAACAAAUGAGAAAAAGAAUGGUGUUCAUUUCUGCCAGACCCCCAUCCCUUGGUUCCUCUCUGCCUUCAAUACUAGUUUCCAGGUUCAUGAUGACCACCGUACAAAAGAUAGUUUAUGCACAUAUGCAUUUUUGGUAGACAAUAGCUGGUUCAAAUGGCUUGCCAACAAUUCAACAAACAAUUUUUCUACCAUCAGCCAUAUGGAACAUGUUCCUGUGAUGCUAGAAUGGAGCUUAUACCAUUCAACGAUCGAUGUAUUUGGAGCCGUUGUAGAAGUAAAUCCCAUAGCCGUGUAUUCUGCAUCCUCCUUCUAUUGCAGAAGUUUUAAUGGCAGCUCUUCAGUAUAUAAAUCCUCAAGCAGGCUUGAAUGUUACUGCAACUGGGGCUAUGAGGGAAAUCCAUAUCUUCUACAAGGAUGUCAAGACAAAAAUGAGUGCGAGAUUGGGAACCAUUGUCCUGCAGACUCCGUAUGUAAGAAUCAUGCUGGGUAUUAUGAAUGCCACUCCCCACAUAGCAAGUCCUGGGUUAAAGUGCUCCUUAUAGGUACCGGCAGUGGUGUGGGGCUAUUGUUUCUACUCAUUGGUGCAUGGUGGUUGCACAAAGUCAUAAACAUGAAACUCAAGGAGAAGUUGAUUAAACAAAAUGGUGGUUUAUUCUUGGAGCUACAAUAUUUAUCUUCUGGUGAAGAAGAUAAUGAUUUCGAAAAUAUUGAAGAUAUGAAAAUGUCAAAUUUUUAAGACGGUGGACGUAGUAUGCGCUUGGAUGAUCUCGCACCCCUUCCAUCCUUGUGUAGGGUUUUACUUUGUUGGGUUCUGCUGCGUUUAUUUGAGCCUUUCCUUGUUUUGGGUUCUGUAAUAUUUUACACUUGGGCCUUAAUGUAGGCUUUGUUUUGUAUAUUUAGAUCAGC
Prunus avium (sweet cherry) is the source of this 1382-nucleotide messenger RNA. Lineage: Eukaryota; Viridiplantae; Streptophyta; Magnoliopsida; Rosales; Rosaceae. The record is from RefSeq and is a predicted model, not a curated record.